Molecule: messenger RNA, 992 nt
Organism: Myxocyprinus asiaticus (Chinese sucker)
Lineage: Eukaryota; Metazoa; Chordata; Actinopteri; Cypriniformes; Catostomidae
Product: hemoglobin embryonic subunit alpha-like
Exons: 3
Coding region: 524-955 (143 amino acids)
Biological process (GO): oxygen transport; hydrogen peroxide catabolic process
Cellular component (GO): haptoglobin-hemoglobin complex; hemoglobin complex; blood microparticle
Molecular function (GO): oxygen binding; heme binding; organic acid binding
Source: RefSeq, a predicted model, not a curated record
CAGUGGGUUAAAGCCUAAAUACUGUCUUGAUGAAAGUCAAAUGAAACGACCAAAAACACUUGAAAAUAAAAUAAUAGGUUAAUUUUGAAAAUGCUAUUGUUUUUACAAGUACAGCAAACAAUGUACUCCAAACAGUGAGGAGGUCAAUCCCAACAGAAUUUACAAAAUGUACAAAAUAUUAUAACCAGUUUAAUGAUAAGUUUCGUCUAAAAUUCAUGAAUAAACGAAACAGCUGAAGGCUCUGGAAUCAUUCUAGCAAGGACACUGAAAUGGACAGUUGUCUUGUUCUUAAAGUUUUUAAUAAUAAUUACAUAAAGUGCUCUUACGAUUUACAUCAAACAGCCAGAUGCGUCUUGCUUAUCUUGUUAGAUACAAGACCCAACCCCCAGUGGUCCCCAGCUUGGGAAGGUGGAGUCAACAUUUGUAUUCAAAACAUUAUCCUGCUCAGCUUUAAAAGGCCCUGCCAAAAAAACACAGAUUGCUUGAGUUUUUUGGCACGCAGUUAACAGCUACCUGAUUAACCAUGAGUCUUUCUGCAAAAGACAAAGAGGCGGUGAAGACCUUCUUUGGCAAAGUUGGCUCUAAGGCUGAGGACAUCGGCAACGAGGCUCUGUCAAGGACUCUGUCGGUUUACCCUCAAACGAAGACGUACUUCUCCCACUGGGCAGACCUGAGCCCUGGCUCACCUCAGGUGAGAAAACAUGGGCUGACAGUAAUGACCGGAGUCCUCACCGCUGUCGGUCUGAUCGAUGAUCUCAAGGCCGGUCUGCUCACUCUCAGCGAGCUGCACGCAUACAUGCUGCGUGUGGACCCCGCUAACUUCAAGAUCAUCAAUCACAAUAUCCUUGUGGUGCUCGCCAUGAUGUUUCCUGAUGACUUCACUCCUGAAGUGCAUGUUUCUGUGGACAAGUUCCUCGCUCUGGUCAGCCUGGCCCUCUCUGAGAAGUACCGCUAAAGUGGACUCUGUGUUCAUCUCUGAUGCGACACUGUAC